Octopus sinensis (East Asian common octopus) is the source of this 1224-nucleotide messenger RNA. RefSeq names its product 18S rRNA (guanine-N(7))-methyltransferase bud23. The transcript is spliced from 4 exons. Lineage: Eukaryota; Metazoa; Mollusca; Cephalopoda; Octopoda; Octopodidae. The record is from RefSeq and is a predicted model, not a curated record. Gene Ontology annotation, cellular component: nucleolus. The coding region runs from base 19 to 282 and encodes 87 amino acids. Gene Ontology annotation, biological process: rRNA (guanine-N7)-methylation. Gene Ontology annotation, molecular function: rRNA (guanine) methyltransferase activity.
CUCGGCCAUGGUGAUGAGAUGAGGGCAACUGAAAGGUCACUUCCGGUAAACGGUGCAUUUGAUGAUGCAAUCGGACAGGAAACCGGGAAGCCCCUGUAUAUGGGGAGAAGGGGCUUUGCUUACUUUCUUUAUGAUAUUGAUAAAAUAUCAGGAUCCCAGUCAAGAAUUCGUGUGACGGAUAUCCCAGAAACAGCGAUAACCCUGCCAGCCUUUGAAGCAAGUAAUUGUUAUGACUAUCAUGCCUCUCCUGAACACAGCUGCUAUAUUUAUGUUAUUUGUUGAAUAAUCCACUUCCUUAAUUGACUUUGAUGAUUCAUGUUUGAAUAUCUCCUGAACUACUCCCAUGUCAAGUUGAUUGUACUUUUGCCUGCCAAUGAUAACCUCAAAUUGUCAAUGGCUUACCAGAAGUAGGUCAUUUGCAGUUUAUAUAAUACGUUAUCAUUCUUCUAUCAAGAACCCAGAAAAUUUAAUUUACAUUCUACCAGACACUAACCUAGAGAAGAUACCAUUUAUAACUCAAUAUCAACAAGUCUUUGAUUUAUCAAAAUUCAACAUUCCAAACUUAAAACAGACUUCAGCCAAACAGCGCAGACCAGAACUAAAAGUAGCAGACUCUCGCCUAUUCUACACACCACAGUUGGCUCUUUCUUUUAAUAAUAAUACUAGGCAAUUAGAUAUUCAGUAUUCAAUACUGAGAAAAAUAUUUGAGAUCAUUUCUUUAAUUUACCAUAAGAGUCCAUUGUUGUUGUUAGACAUUGGCUGUGGUACAGGUGUAAGUACUGAAAGUUUCACUUCAAAUAAUUGCCAUUUUAUUGGCACUGACAUUAGUAUGUCAAUGCUAUCUAUGGCUGUGAAAAAGAAGUCUUUGAAGAGUUGUGAUUACCUCCAACUUGACCAUAGUUACAGACUUCCCUUUCGCCCAAAUUGUUUUGAUGUUGUCAUCAGUACUUCAUUUUUACAGUGGUUAUUAGUUACAAAAGAUUCAAAAUGCAUUUUAGGAAGAUUUUAUUCUUUUGUUUCUCACAUUUUAAAACCCAAUGGACAUUUUUUGCUCCAGUUCUAUCCAAGGAACAUUUCAGAUAUUCAGCUAGCCUUGACCUUAUCUGUAGAGGUUUUCCGAGGAGCCUUGUUCUCUUGCAGACCACACCCUAAACGAGGACUGAAACUUUUCUUAUUUCUCUAUAAAGAAGAUAAAUAAUAAACAUAUUUUUAAAACAUCAAAAA